Exophiala bonariae is the source of this 3600-nucleotide messenger RNA. RefSeq lists its product as uncharacterized. The coding region runs from base 1 to 3600 and encodes 1199 amino acids. Gene Ontology annotation, cellular component: mitochondrion. Gene Ontology annotation, molecular function: 3'-tRNA processing endoribonuclease activity. Gene Ontology annotation, biological process: mitochondrial tRNA 3'-end processing. Lineage: Eukaryota; Fungi; Ascomycota; Eurotiomycetes; Chaetothyriales; Herpotrichiellaceae. The transcript has a single exon. The record is from RefSeq and is a predicted model, not a curated record.
AUGGGACUUUUUUUCUGGUUGGCUCAAAUCCAAUUGUCCACGGAACAUCUGACUCAAAGACACUCAUUUGGCAUACCUAAUUAUAACAAAAGCCCUCCUCUCGUUCGCUUCUUCCAUGUCGCUACGUUGAAAGCAUUCAUCCUACCUGCAGCAUCCCCGUUCAACGUGGCUGUCCCUUCGAAACUGCGCCUGGUUCCCACUCCACCACUCUUUACUCAGUCAUCCCCUGGCAGAUACUCUGUCCGCAGAGGACAACGGUGGAAUGCUGGGUUCUGGCCCCUACAAAGACGUUCUAUUCACUCUGAAUUCCCCAGGUUGAAGGUUGAGGCUUCCACUCCUAUCCAACAAUUCAUCCCGUGGGGUGGGACAGUUUCUCAUAAGGACAGCGAAGGACGCAAAUCACGUCGGGCAGCACUUCUAGACAAGAAAAUAAAAGCGGCCAAAGAGCGUAGAAAAAUCCUCGCAGAGCAAUUAAAAUCACUCAAAACCGCCGCCUAUCAAGCAGGCUCAAGGUACUAUAAAAGGGAACUCAUGGAGGAGAGUCGGCAGACCAGGCCAUCCAUCGGCAUACGGUCGCCCUUCCGCCUCCAAUUCAUUACCACUCCCACUUCCGACACCCCUGGCACGAGUCUCUUGCUUCACUUUGACCAAAAGCGUUACAUAUUCGGCCAUCUUGCUGAAGGAACUCAACGAGCUUGCAUACAACGAGGUGUCGCUCUUAAAAAGGUUCGAGGCUUGUUCCUUACUGGCAAGACUGCCUGGAGCAAUGGGGGUCUGAUUGGGAUGAUCCUCAGCCUCGCCGAUGCACAAUCUGCCGAAGCCGAGCUGCAAAAUGGCUCUUUGAGGCGCCCAAGACUUUCCAUAUAUGCGGGUCCAAAGCAACUCCACUCCUUGGCUUGUGCGCGGAGAUUCGUCUUUCGCACUGGCAUGCCUCUGUCGGUCCAUGAAGCCAGCGUGUCCGAUGACACAGACGUCCGGCAACCAAUUCUCGAGGAUGAGAAUAUCCGAGUCUGGGCUGUUCCAACACAACAUCGGGCUCGUGCCGAAUCCGCUACAACUGUCAACGAACACUCUGAUGUGUCCGACGCGGAGGCCGAGUCUUCUCUUAGUGAUAACCCCAGUGACCCCGCAAUCAGUCUCGAACAGGGAAUUCGAAAUGAGGUUGUGAAUAACAUGUUUGACUCCGACUGGCAUCGAGAUCGACUUUCUGAGUACAGAAUAAAAGACAUCACCCUGCCCGCUGUGGUUUGGGUGCGCAAUCCAAAAACCAAGGAAUUAACAAGUCGUAUUCUUCACGACAGAGAGAAGAUUUCUCCGCUUACUCCUGAGUCUGUGGUUCUGGUUCGUGAUCCAUGGCCAGCUUCAACAGUACAUGAGUUGCCAAAACCCACCAAUUUGCCUAGCAGGACUUCCAUGUCUUAUAUUGUCAAAGGCUAUCCCCAACGUGGGAAGUUUGACCCAGUGAAAGCGAAAGCUUUGGGAGUCAAACCUGGUCCAAUGUACAGUCGAUUCACCGCCGGUCUAUCCGUUACACUCGAAGAUGGAUCUGUGAUUACGUCAGAUAUGGUCAUGAGUCCAGGUCGUCCGGGCAGAGGUUUCGCCAUCUUCGAUGUGCCGUCUAGAGGUUAUCUGUCAGACCUCAGCCAACGGUUGCACGACUAUAGUGACCUGCUGGAAGGUGUGGAGCUGGUGGUGUGGAUUACUCGGGACAAUGUACCCCUUACACCAGAGUUUCAGAACUUGCGCGAUUACCUGAAGGACAAACAACACAUUCUCUCCCAUCCAGACGUAAGCAACGACUAUCUCUCACAAGAAUCUAGCGCUAGGGCUGCAGCGCGUCUGGCUCAAAUCUCACCUGAACUGUUUCCGCUCCCACGCUUCAACAAUGAGUAUGCCUAUUCUCGAGUUUCAGAUACUCCCAAGAGAGCACUCAAAAGCCUUCUGGAGAAAAGUGAGAAUGAUUCCCCGAUAAAUGGGGCUGAUCGGGGCCUUACAGUUCACAUUGAGCCUGCACUUCGGACAGAUUUUGGGGAUGUGCCAAUCAACUACGAUUAUAGCGACUUGACAGCACACCAAGUGAGAGAUGAGGUCCGGAAACUCAUACCUUCCGACACCUUGGCGAAUAUAAGAGAAACGGCCUUGGUGAAGUUGAGUGAGCCCGAAAUCAUUACCUUAGGUACUGGCUCAGCCGCACCAUCAAAAUAUCGAAAUGUCUCUGCUGUCCUACUCUGCAUGCCGAAUGACAUGGGCAAUUACUUGUUCGAUUGUGGUGAGGGAACAUUAGGCCAGUUAAAGCGGCUGUUUGAUGCCUCUGAAUUGGAUGAAGUGCUUUACAAUCUGAAAGUUAUCUGGAUAUCUCAUCUUCAUGCGGAUCAUCAUCUCGGUACCGUUUCUCUUCUCCAAGCUAUCUACCAAGCGGGUCAGCGACAGGUACUUCGCGGUAGACCACGUCCUCAGCCGCCAUUGUUGAUUUCGGAAGUCAAUAUGAAGGAUUACAUUGAGGAAUACAAACACAUUCUCAAUGUUCCAGAGGGCUCGCUUUGCAGAUCAAUUGUCUGCCAUUGGGAUGAGGGGUUGUCCCUGCACGACAAGCCAUUUGAUUUCAGAGAGACAGACAUCCCCAUUCGGACAAUUGAGACUGUACGAGUCAACCAUUGCCAUGGUGCGCAGGCAAUUUCGGUCACAUUCAACAACGACUUCAAGUUCUCAUACAGCGGGGACUGUAGACCCAGUCGGCAAUUCUGUCAGAUAGGUGCCGACUCAGAUGUUCUAGUUCAUGAAGCGACAUUCGAUGACGGUAUGGAAGGCGAUGCCUUGGCUAAGAAACACAGCACAACGGGCGAGGCGGUCGGUGUGGCCCUGGAAAUGAAAGCAAAGAAUUUGAUUCUCACACACUUCAGCCAGAGGUACUCCAAAAUCCCUGUCCUCACCAGCGUCAAGCUACCAGAAUCUACUUCCCAAGAGGCCGAUGACAUAGACUAUAUGGGAAUGGACAACGGACAUAACGACACCGCUCCAACUGGCCACGAGCUCACACACGUGUCAUCACAGGACGAUGCUAAAGCCUGGAGCGAGCCAUCUUUGACGCAUGAGCUUCCAAUCGCCAUCGCAUUCGAUCUAAUGCGCAUCCGUGUGUCACAAAUCGCAAUGAUGAAGACACUAUUCCCUGCCAUUUCGAAGAUGUUCGAGCUUGAGGAGGCGAAAGCUGAUGCUGAGCGACAGGACCGUAUAGCAGAUAUGGUUGCCAGAGGCGUCUAUAAGGUCUCAGGAAGCGGCGAGAAGAAUUCGAAUGGCAAAAACGAGUCUUCUGAGGGAGGGGCGCGGAAGAAGAGAAAGGGGAAGGACAACAACGGCGUGGCUGCUGAAGCUGGUGAGACAACCGGCUUAUCCCAAGCUAUUCCAAAGAAAAAUGCUAAGCGUGCUCAGGCGGCUGAAGGUGGCGGCGCUGAUGCUGCUGUGGUUUCAAUCAGCCUUGGGGGAACUAAGAGAGCCGUCUCCCCCGGUGUCACAAAACCUGACCAUUCCAAUACUGGGGAUGUGGAGAUCGAGAAUAUGACUCUAAGUCCUGGGAAGAGACGCAAGACCGCCGAUCUAGAAUAG